Molecule: messenger RNA, 1689 nt
Organism: Epithele typhae
Lineage: Eukaryota; Fungi; Basidiomycota; Agaricomycetes; Polyporales; Epitheliaceae
Product: cytochrome P450
Exons: 13
Coding region: 1-1689 (562 amino acids)
Molecular function (GO): monooxygenase activity; oxidoreductase activity, acting on paired donors, with incorporation or reduction of molecular oxygen; iron ion binding
Source: RefSeq, a predicted model, not a curated record
AUGCUGAGCCUCUACAUCUCACUGUUCCUCGCUGCUACGUGGACGUUAUGGAGAGUCACCCGCCGCCGACGUGCAGUCUUCGCCAACAUCCCGGGCCCUUCUUCCUCCAGGAGUUUCCUCGCAGGUCACCUUCCCCAGUUUCUCGGUCGGCGCGGGUGGGAAUGGCAACUUGAACUUGCUUCUGGCAAGUAUGGACAGGUCGUCAAGAUCGACGCAAUGUUCGGGAGUAAAUGGCAGGAUACGCUGACGUUCUCCACGCAGAAAAAGUGGCUAUAUAUUGUCGACCCUCUAGCUCUCAGUCACGUCGUGCUCAAGGACCAGCACAUUUACGAGGAGGCCCCGCUGUUUCUCGCCCUCAACAGACUUCUCUUCGGGCCCAGUGUUCUGGUCACCGUCGGCGACCACCACAAACGGCAGCGCAAGCUCCUCAACCCCGUAUUCUCCACCAACCACAUGCGAGACAUGCUCCCCAUCUUCUAUCAGAUCACAGAGCGGCUGCGCGACACGCUCGCGGAAAUGACCGCGGACGGACCGCGAACGGUCGACAUGCUUGGCUGGACUACUCGCGCUGCUCUCGAGAUGGUCGGGCAAGGCGGGUUGGGGCACUCUUUCGACUCUUUGGAGGCGGGCUCUACGAAUGCGUAUGUAGAGAACAUCAAGGCUUUAGGGCCAACGUUCAUCUCCCUGACCUUGGUCGUCCAGCUCUUGCCCCAGCUGAUGAGCAUCGGCUCGGCACGCUUCCGACGCUGGGUCGUCGAGCACACCCCGUCGCGGCGCGUGCAGAAGGUGCGGCACAUCGUGGACUCGAUGCACGAGGUCGCGUGUGCGAUCUUCGAGGGUAAGAAGGCCGCCCUCACACGUGGAGACGACGCCGUCGUGCAGCAGAUCGGGGAGGGCAGGGACAUCAUCAGCAAACUGCUCCAAGAGAAUCUCAAGGCGUCAGAGAAGGAUCGCCUGCCGGACGAAGAGGUGCUCGCGCAGAUGUCAGCUUUGGUGCUCGCCGCGAUGGACACCACGUCCAGCGCGCUCGGGCGCACGCUGCAGACUUUGGCGGAGCACCCGGAAGCGCAAGCUCGGCUGCGCGAGGAGGUCACGAACGCCCUCGAGAACGCUGACAGCGGACGGCUAUCCUACGACGAGUUGAUGGGCCUUCCGUACCUCGACUCGAUCUGUCGCGAGACCCUCCGAAUGUACCCGCCCCUCACGGAGCUCGGACGAUUCUCACUACGCAGGGCCCUCCAGGACGCCGUUCUCCCCGUGGGUGUGCCGGUGAAGGGGACAGAUGGCUCUCUCAUCACGGAGAUCCCGAUCCCGAAAGGCACGAUGGUGCACUUCGGGAUCAUGGGCGCGAACCGAAACCCUGCGCUCUGGGGCCCCGACGCGAACGAGUGGAAGCCGGAGCGGUGGCUGAGCCCGCUGCCGGAGGCGGUCACGAACGCGCCGACUCCGGGCGUGUAUUCUCACCUAAUGACAUUCAACGGUGGUGGCCGAUCUUGCAUCGGCUUCAAGUUCUCGCAGAUGGAGAUGAAGGUUGUUCUGUCCACUUUGAUCCGGCACUUCAUCUUCGAAGUACCGAAAGAUCUUCCAGCACCCAUCGUAUGGAGCUCAGUAGGGACCAUGUUCCCGAGCGUGGGUUACGAGAGCGAGAAGUCUGAGCUUCCGCUGAGGAUUGGCUUGGUGGGGCGAUGA